Pieris napi is the source of this 1136-nucleotide messenger RNA. RefSeq lists its product as uncharacterized. Lineage: Eukaryota; Metazoa; Arthropoda; Insecta; Lepidoptera; Pieridae. The record is from RefSeq and is a predicted model, not a curated record. Bases 14 to 829 code for a protein of 271 amino acids. The transcript is spliced from 3 exons.
CUUUAAGGCAGACAUGAGUUUCACUUUUGGUAUUCUCACAUAUUUAUUGUUAAGUGUUAAUGCGCUAUACAACAAAGAUGUUAUAUGUAUUAUUGAAAAGGGAGUCCCCAUAUGCGAAACCAUUACACCGAAAAACGAAAAUCCCAACCUCCCGUCACACGAACCACUGCUACCAAACAUCAAAAAAGGAAAAUUUUACAACUGCACCUCGGGCAUAUGUGAACCUGUCAAUGUCUACUCUCUAACCCAAUUAUCUAACCCUUUAAAGUUUUGCUAUCAACAGAGCAAUGAAUACAAAUGUCAAAAACUCAAAUACAACAACUACAAGAACGUAGACAAAGUUUUAUUCCUAUCAAACAACAUAGCAGGUAAAAAAUUCUAUCUAAUUGAUUGCUUAGUGUAUUCUGAAGGUGCGCGCGUGUGUCAUAAGAAGGACGAGUCACACGCUAAAUUAAUUGACACAGGCAACAUUGUGCGACCAAAAGAAGCCAAUAUUCUGUCACAAGAAGAAUUUAUAUGCGAGGAAGGUGAGAGAGUAAUAUGUGACUUCAACCGCUUUGUACCCUACGGAGAUGUACUGAAACAGAAGGAUCAAAUCAAAAUCGAUAGCGUUGUUUUCAAAACGGGAACAAUGCUGGUUAAUCUUCAAUAUGAUUGUAUUGACAACUGGUGCGGAUUUGUUAGUACACCGACCCGAAGAAUGGACCGCUACGAACCGCCUGGAGGUAAAGUGUAUCGUUGCUAUUACGCAAAGAGACAACAAGUUUGCAAGGAACUUUAUAGCAAAAUGAGGCCAGUUUAUAACGAACGAGAUUGGUUGAGUUCUUAAGUACACAACAAUAUUGGUCAAGUCGUAUAUGACAUUUAUAUUAAAUAUCAGUAGUAUUCUAAUAACAGCGGAUUUAAAUUAUUAUAUAAUCAUGUAGGUACAGUUAAUAUUGACUAGCUUCAUAUAAUUCUCUACAUACACGUUACAAUACUUAAUUAAGACCUGUCAAUCAAGAAGUUUUAAAUAGAAUCGAGGUAAUCUUUAAACUAAUAUAGGACAUUUAGUUUGUGGCGUCAAAUUGUAUAGUUUUUUCGGAAGCCAGUUUAAAACUAUUAAUACAUAAACUAAAUAUAUGUUGCUUUAAUUC